Molecule: messenger RNA, 1933 nt
Organism: Sesamum indicum (sesame)
Lineage: Eukaryota; Viridiplantae; Streptophyta; Magnoliopsida; Lamiales; Pedaliaceae
Product: cytochrome P450 78A7-like
Molecular function (GO): monooxygenase activity; heme binding; iron ion binding
Source: RefSeq, a predicted model, not a curated record
CGACAUUCAUCACACUCUCUCUCUCUCUCUCUCUCUGUCUCUUGCUUGCUUGCUUAGUUUCUUCUCCUUCUUGCUGUGCAAAAAUGGCUCUGAGCAUGGCAACAAAGGAUUCGAGCUGGUGGGUUUUCACUCUGCCGGCAUAUCUAGGCUCAAAAUCUCUGCUUGAUGAAUAUGUGAUCUUCUCUAUACUCUUAGCUUCCCUGUCCCUUGCUCUUCUCACCUGGGCUUUCUCCCCGGGCGGAACCGCCUGGAAAAACGGGAGGAAUAGAAGAGGUGCAGCCGCGAUCCCCGGCCCACGGGGGCUGCCCUUUUUCGGCAGCCUCUUCACCCUCAGCCGUGGCUUGGCUCACCGCACCUUAGCCUCCAUGGCUUACUCUAUGAACGCUAAGCAGCUCAUGGCUUUCAGCCUUGGCUCUACCCCGGUGGUGGUGGCUUCUGACCCUCAAUUGGCUAAGGAAGUCUUAACCUCUCCUCACUUCGCCGACCGGCCUAUUAAGCAGUCUGCUCGCAGCCUAAUGUUCAGCCGCGCCAUAGGGUUUGCCCCCAACGGCACCUACUGGCGCCUCCUCCGCCGCAUCGCCGCUUCCCACCUCUUCGCUCCCCGGCGCAUUGCGGCACAUGAGCCUGGCCGCCAGAAAGACUGCUCCGCCAUGUUGAGAAACAUAGCCUAUGAACAGUCCGUCAAGGGGGCCGUUUCUUUGAGGAAGCAUUUGCAAGCAGCGGCAUUGAAUAACAUAAUGGGCAGCGUUUUCGGCAGGCGUUAUGAUACGGCGGAGGACAGCGAGGAGCUGAGAGAGCUUAAAGAAAUGGUGAGGGAAGGGUUUGAACUGUUGGGUGCUUUCAACUGGUCGGAUUAUUUGCCGUGGCUUUCGUAUUUUUACGACCCUUUUGGUGUUGUUGCUCGGUGCGAAGCCCUCGUUCCCCGCGUGAGGAAACUCGUUAAGGGCAUCAUCGAACUACACAGGGCCAAGAAUCAGUCCGAGAAUGUCUCAGAUACUUCUGAUUUUGUUGAUAUUUUGCUUUCAUUGGACGGUGAUGAGAUGCUCGAUGAAGAGGACAUGAUCGCAGUUUUAUGGGAAAUGAUAUUCAGAGGAACAGACACGACGGCGCUGUUGACGGAGUGGGUAAUGGCGGAGCUAAUUUUACACCCUGAAGUACAAGCGAAACUGCGGGAGGAACUCGAUGGUGCGGCCGCCUUAACAGACGCCGACUUGGCGGCCGCCCGACCGUAUCUUCAGGCUGUGGUGAAGGAGACAUUAAGGGUGCACCCGCCAGGGCCGUUGCUCUCGUGGGCCCGCCUCUCCACGUCCGACGUCAAGCUCAGUAACGGGAUGGUGGUCCCCGCCGCCACCACCGCCAUGGUCAACAUGUGGGCCAUCACCCACGACUCCGCCGUAUGGGAGGAUCCACUGGAGUUUAAGCCCGAAAGGUUCGUGGCUGCAAUGGGGGGCACCGACGUGGACGUCCGCGGCGGCGAUCUGAGGCUGGCACCAUUCGGGGCCGGGCGGAGGGUGUGCCCGGGGAAGAACUUAGGUAUGGCGACGGUGGCCCUUUGGGUGGCAAAGCUGGUAAGGGGGUUCAAGUGGGCGGAGGACAAGGCGGCGCCGGUGGAGUUGAGGGAGGUGUUGAAGCUGUCUUGCGAGAUGAAGCAACCGCUGUCUGCUGUAGUUGAGGAAAGGAAUGUUCCAAUCUAAUUAAGACCGUGUUUGUUUGUUUGUUUUUUGAUGUUUCCUAGAAUAUAUAUUUAUGUUGGUGGUGAGAUGAGUUUGGUGGGGAGAUUUCGUGGGGAAGGGCAUGUCUAGUGGUAAUUUUAGGUAUAAAUAUGAGUGAGUAUAUUUUGGUAGGAAGUGUGUUGGCUCCCAAUUUUGAUCUGGUUUUCCUUCUAUGGAGCCAUGCUACUAGUUCAACAUUUCUAUUAAUAAUAUAUAUAUAU